Messenger RNA from Pectinophora gossypiella (pink bollworm), 579 nucleotides. Its product is annotated as transcription factor atf-2-like. Gene Ontology annotation, molecular function: DNA-binding transcription factor activity, RNA polymerase II-specific; RNA polymerase II cis-regulatory region sequence-specific DNA binding. Lineage: Eukaryota; Metazoa; Arthropoda; Insecta; Lepidoptera; Gelechiidae. Gene Ontology annotation, biological process: regulation of transcription by RNA polymerase II. Gene Ontology annotation, cellular component: nucleus. The transcript is spliced from 4 exons. Bases 1 to 579 code for a protein of 192 amino acids. The record is from RefSeq and is a predicted model, not a curated record.
AUGGACUGGAAGAGUGACUCGGUAGACCAAACAGUGCCGUAUGACAGACGAAAUGACAUAGAUCAUAAUGUGUCGCGGUAUGACCUGGACUCUGCGUGCACCCCACGGGGCACCUUGGCUGCCCUCAGGUUGCUGUCCAGUUACAACCACUUCCUCGCGCCGACUGAUAUGCACAGCGUGGUGGGCCCGCUGCUAGCUUCGCUGCCGCCGCCGCCGCCCUGCCUACCCCCCUACUGCCAGCAUCUGCCGCUACGCACCAGUCCUUUACUGCCGUCAUGCGAAGAUGUCCGCCGCCGCGGAGAGAAGCGGCCGAUCCCGCCGGAGUUGAAAGACGAGAAAUACUUCGAGCGGCGGCGGAGGAACAACCAGGCUGCCAAGAAGUCUAGAGACGCCAGGAGGAUUCGAGAGGAUCAGGUAUUACCAAUUAUGUAUAUAGCCUGGCGAGCAUGUCUUCUCGAACAAGAGAACGCCUCCCUCCGCGCGCACGUGGCGGCUUUGAGACAGGAGGCUUUGGCCCUGAGAGGACUGCUGGCCGCCAGGGACGAUCCUCCCGCGCCCUCAUCUACCACGCCCGACUAG